AUGGCAUCAACCUCACCCCCUCUAUCCCGCCCCGCCCUCAGCACCAAGGCCCACCGAUACCGCAUACUCUCAACCCUCCUCUCCCUACUAGACCGAUACCUCUCCUGGCCCUUCCCCCCAAAAGCAAACAUCGAUAUCGCCAUUCCCUCAAAAGUCAGCAAAGCCCCAGGAUCAAUCCAACUCUACUUCUUCACCGCACCCUCAAACCCCCUCUCACCCCGCAAGCAAACCAACCCAUCCCCGCCCCGCCCCGUCCUAAUCAAUUUCCACGGCGGUGGCUUUUCAAUCGGCCACGCUCUCGACGAUUCCCGCUGGGCUGGAACGGUGCUAAAAGCCUACCCAGAUGCGGUAGUCGUAAGCGUCAAUUACCGCCUCGCCCCAGAACACCCCUUCCCCGUCGCGCUGGAAGACGGCGUCGAUGCUAUAUUAUGGCUGUGGCAAGAAGCGAAGAAGUACAAUCUUGACAGAACGCGUUUCACGCUCAGUGGAUCCAGCGCAGGCGGGAACCUCGCUCUGGCAAUGCCGUUCCGGCUGCAUGAGGAAUUGCAGAAAAAGCUCUGGGCGUCGAUACGUGGGGAAAUAGCGUUAGCUGGAUUGGUGGUAUUUUACCCCAGCACGGACUGGACACGAACGCGGAUAGAGCGUGAUGCUACGAAUCCUAUCUCUGCGCAGAAAUCUAUGAUCUCCCCUUCUAUGUACAAGUUCUUUGACGAUUCAUACCUUCUUGCUGCGGGAUUACCAAAACGGCCUGGUACAGGUCGGAUGGAUAUGUCGCAUCCUUAUCUAUCGCCUGGUUUGGCGCCUGCAUCUCUAUUGUAUGCGGCUUAUCCGCCUGCUGUGGCGAUUUAUACUUGUGGGUGGGAUCAGUUGCUUGUUGAGGGGAAUACGUUCCGAGAAAGGCUUGGUGGGUUUGUUGAAGAAGGAAAGAUGGCGAGUGUAGGUGGCUUUGUAGUUGAGGAUGUUGUUCAUGGAUUUGAUAAGAAGCCGUCUUUUUGGAGGGGGAAUCAAGUGCGUGAUAGGAUGUACGGGGAUGCUCUUAACCAGUUGAAGGUGAUGUGGAAGAUGGAUUGA
Messenger RNA from Penicillium concentricum, 1071 nucleotides. Its product is annotated as alpha/beta hydrolase. Gene Ontology annotation, molecular function: hydrolase activity. The record is from RefSeq and is a predicted model, not a curated record. The transcript has a single exon. Bases 1 to 1071 code for a protein of 356 amino acids. NCBI's taxonomy places the organism in Eukaryota, Fungi, Ascomycota, Eurotiomycetes, Eurotiales, Aspergillaceae.